Molecule: messenger RNA, 2023 nt
Organism: Solanum dulcamara
Lineage: Eukaryota; Viridiplantae; Streptophyta; Magnoliopsida; Solanales; Solanaceae
Product: probable isoprenylcysteine alpha-carbonyl methylesterase ICMEL2
Exons: 11
Coding region: 163-1398 (411 amino acids)
Source: RefSeq, a predicted model, not a curated record
UUAACUAUUAAGUGUUAAUUGAAUUUUCUACAAAAGAAAAUUUAUUCAUCCCGCCAAAGUUCCUCAUCUCCGGCUCACCUAGAAACAUCUUCUCAACUUUUGACUGAAAUCUGAGAUCUCCCCUUUGUUAUCGGAAUUUUGCAUGCCUAAUUCGGCGCAGAUAUGGGGAUGGAGAAUCAAGGUCAGUUAUUAGGUAGGACUUCUACUUUGCCAACUUUUCCUUCAAUUGCAGUUAAUUAUCAGAGGAGGAGAAGAAAACUACCAUUGAAUAAGACUAAGUCCACCCCUCCACUCAUCAAUCGUCGAGGAUCCCUUAGCCGUGAAAUUGGACACGCUGCUGCUGAGACCUAUUUGAUUACUCGCUUAACUUUCAAGCUUCUUAGCUAUCUCGGGUUAGGUUAUCGAUGGAUUACAAGAUUUUUGGGUCUUGCCUUAUAUGCAAUGCUACUUAUGCCUGGUUUUCUCCAAGUUGCAUAUUAUUAUUUCUUUUCACCACUGGUCCGCCGAAGUGUUGUCUAUGGUGAUCAGCCAAGGAAUAGGUUGGACUUGUAUCUACCAGCAAAAAUAGACAGCCCAAAGCCAGUUGUGGCAUUUGUAACAGGUGGAGCAUGGAUUAUCGGGUACAAGGCUUGGGGUUCUCUGUUAGGAAAGCAAUUAUCAGAACAUGACAUUAUAGUGGCAUGCAUUGAUUACAGGAACUUUCCACAGGGAACAAUAGGCGAUAUGGUGGAAGAUGUGUCUCAGGGAAUCUCAUUUGUUUGCAGCAGCAUCGCUGAUUAUGGUGGUGAUCCAAAUAGGAUUUAUCUCAUGGGUCAGUCUGCUGGUGCACAUAUCUCUUCCUGUGCUCUUGUAAAGCAGGCGGUUAAAGAAUCUAGAGCAGAAACUGUUUCUUGGAGCACCUCCCAGAUAAAAGCUUAUUUUGGUUUAUCAGGCGGGUAUAAUUUGCCCAACUUAGUUGAUCAUUUCAAUAAUAGAGGGUUAUAUCGCUCAGUUUUCUUGAGUGUAAUGGAAGGGGAAGAGUCAUUGAAAAAAUUCUCUCCUGAAAUUAUGGUACAGGAUUGGAGCUCUAAAGCUGCUGUCCAUUUGCUGCCUCACAUUAUCCUAUUUCACGGUUCUUCAGAUAGCUCCAUUCCAUCGGAUUCAAGCAAAGCAUUUGUAGAUACACUUCACAGAGUGGGAGCUCAAGCUGAACUGAUUUUGUAUGACGGAAAAACUCACACAGAUUUAUUCCUUCAAGAUCCUCUAAGAGGUGGUAAAGAUGACCUUUUUGACUAUAUAGUAGCAUAUAUACAUGCUAACGACAAAGAAGCUCUUGCUAAGGAUGCUAUGGCACCUCCAAGAAAACGGCUUGUUCCAGAAAUCUUGAUAAAGUUAGCUCGCAGGAUCAGCCCUUUCUAAGACUGCAGCAGUUGAUGGUCACCAGAAAGCUCCUAAGUCUGCAACAUAUUGUUUUAUCCUCCCAGUUCAUUCUAGGUCCUACAUGAUGGUGAAAAGAAGUUGUUGCUAAUCUUCAAAUAUUGUACCCUGGAAGCUGUCAUAAUGUCUUAAUGUGACAGAGCCAUCUCUCUGUUUUAAAUUAAUUGUGGUGAACUACGAGUCAUUUGAAAUCUAAUCCUAUUGGAUACAAAUGUUCAUUAUCUCGGCAAAGAUGAUGAAGUCAAUAAAAACUAACAGUAGAAGCUUUAUCUGGUCAGGCACAGAUGAAAUCACCAAGAAAAAUCUUUGGUCUGACGGGAGUAGAAUGUGCCUUCCAACAUUUGCUGAAAAUUAACUAACAAGAAAGACAUCAUAUGGAUCAGGUGGAUUCACUCAUAUUACUUAGCAGUUUGAGGAAGUGACAAUCCUGUUGGAUGGUCAAAAGAAUCUUAAAUGUAAGAGGGCUGCUAAAUCAUGUUUUAUUCUCCAGCAAUAGCUGUUCCUAGUAGUUGGGUUUCUGGAUAUCUGAUAGGAUAAGGGAAGGAGGGCAAACCCCUUCCUUAUAAGUAGCUUUCUAUAUCCUUACCCUUAUCCUUAUUUCUAGUUA